AUGUCGCCAUCCAAAGACGGUGAGGGAUUCUCUUCUCAGACCGAUGGGAAAGUAUACAACGAACUCGGCUGGCUCGUACAAAACGCACGCGGUUACCGGAUAAACGAAGACCCAUACGAUACCCGUCGAAAACUGCGAGUGAUUCAUAUCGGUGCUGGUGCAUCUGGCAUUGUCUUUUCCAAGUUCGCCGAAGACAGGUUGCAGAAUGUCGAAGUCCAAGUAUAUGAAAAAAACACCGAUAUUGGAGGGACGUGGCUUGAGAACAGAUAUCCUGGUUGCGCUUGCGACAUUCCGUCCGCGUCAUAUCAAUUCACCUGGGCUCGUAACCCGAAUUGGUCGCAGUAUUACUCGGAAUCACCAGAGAUAUGGCAGUAUUUCAAGGAUGUGGUCGACAAACACGGCUUGAUGAAGUACAUCAAGCUAGAACACAAGAUCGUCAGCGCUACGUGGAACGGAGAGCAGGGAGUGUGGGAAGUGCGCGUCCAGCGGGCUGAUGGGUCUGAAUUCACCGACACAUGCCACGUCUUGAUCAAUGGUGGAGGUGUUCUGAAUAAUUGGAAGUGGCCAGAGAUUGAAGGCCUUCAUUCUUUCAAAGGAAAACUUGUUCAUAGCGCCAAUUACGACACGACGAUUAACUUGAACGCAAAGAGAGUCGCAGUCAUCGGUAUCGGUAGCAGCGGAAUCCAGAUCACCUCCAAAAUUGCUUCGCAAGUGAAGCAGCUGUACACGUGGGUCAAGUCGCCUACGUGGAUCACGGCAGGAUUUGCUCAGAAAUUUGCCGGCCCAAACGGCGGCAAUUUUCACUAUACUGACGAGCAGAAGAAGCGAUUCGCGGAUAAUCCAGACCUGUUUUUGAGAUACUCGAAAAUGAUCGAGUCCGAGCUUAAUGUUCGAUUCAAAUUUAUUUUGAACGGGACGCCAGAAGCGGAAGGUGCCAGGGAAUUUGCGAGAAAUGAAAUGACACAGAAACUGGGUCCGAGUGACCCCGAACUAUUAGAUGCCAUCAUACCAAAGAAUUUUGGUGUUGGUUGUAGGAGACCGACGCCCGGCAAUGGCUUCCUAGAAGCUCUCUCUCAGGACAACGUCAAAGUCUUCACUAAGCAGAUGAGGCAGAUUACACCUGCCGGCUUCAUUGACAGUGAGGGCAACGAGCAUGAGGUCGAUAUCAUUAUUUGUGCCACAGGUUUCAACACAAGCUGGAUCCCUCGAUUUCCCGUCGAAGCGAACGGUUACUCCAUUUCAAAGAUGUGGGCGAAGGAAGCAACAUCGUACAUUUCGAUUGGAGUUCCUCACAGUAAGAAAUACCUGUCCCAGGAUUUUGACAGGCCGGCACUGAUUGACGAUGUUCUAGUGCCCAAUUACUUCAUGAUGGCUGGUCCAUACGGGCCCUUGGGCCACGGCUCGUUCCUCCCUAUCCUCGAAACACUAGCGGGUAACAUUAUUCAAUGCAUCGAGAAGUUGCAGAAAGACCGCAUCAAGAGCUUGACACCUAAGGCAGCUGUGGCCGAGCAACUACGGGAACAUGCACAGCUUUUCUUACAACGGACGGCAUGGACGUCAGGCUGCAGUAGCUGGUUCAAACAAGGACGAGUUGACGGGCCGUUGCCUAUGUUCCCUGGGUCCCGGCUAAUUUACAUGGAUUUGCUGAAGAACCCGAGGUUCGAGGACUAUGAGAUUGAAUAUUGCAAUUCGCAUAACAUGUUUGACUUCUUGGGCAACGGAUUCGCAGUGAGAGAGUUUGACGGCCGUGAUCUGUCUUAUUACUUGGGUUUACUUGACGAUGAGGAUCGUCAAAUUGAUUUGGAGGCGAACUUGCAUGAAGAACUUUCUGACUUGGUGCACUAG
Molecule: messenger RNA, 1845 nt
Organism: Exophiala aquamarina CBS 119918
Lineage: Eukaryota; Fungi; Ascomycota; Eurotiomycetes; Chaetothyriales; Herpotrichiellaceae
Exons: 6
Coding region: 1-1845 (614 amino acids)
Molecular function (GO): flavin adenine dinucleotide binding; NADP binding; N,N-dimethylaniline monooxygenase activity
Source: RefSeq, a predicted model, not a curated record